AAGGGGGCGCACAGCAUAUUUUUCUCCUCGAACUGAUAAAAAGCCUCUACAAAUUAUUUGCUGUAGUCAUUUGAGUUCAGACCACGUUGUGGGGUGCAUAUGCCUCUAAAAUAUACACCACAUCGUAUAUUCGGAUACCGGUUAUUCUACUUUUCUUAAUUCUUUUCAAAAAAGACAACGGACACAUCUGAAAAAUCAAGAAAAAUUAUAAUUGAUUUUAAGAUGCUCUAAAAAGGAUUUUUAUCAAAGAAUUUUCACUGCCGCAACGGAUAUUACUCAGCAGUUUCUUUAGACCCAAGUGCAGUCUCUUAAGUUGGUUCUGAUAGUGCAGACAUCUCCGCAGAAUAUCAAUCGAAAAUGAUAACAUUUGCAGUGAACAGUGAACAUUGUGAAAGUACUGAAAACAUGUUGCAUAUCGGAUAAUCCUGGACUUUCUUUCGCUCACACUAUCCUUCCCCCAUCUCCUUGGAGUCAGAAAUCUUCGAUUUGGUUUGCUUCAACGCAACAAAAGGGGUGACUGGCCAGGAUUUCCUUGGGACACUCUUGAUCCAUAUUCGGAAAUUGUUGCAAAGUGAUAUCGUGUGUUUUGGUGUUUUUAAAUAAAUGAAAAAUUUAUAAUUUCUUCAAUCAACAUAAUUCGGGAUUAGGUCAAUUGUUUAGUUUUUGUCAAAAUGUUGUGGGAAAGUAUUCCUGAAGAAACCUGCGAAGUGAUGGAGUGUACGAGCCUGAUCUCGAACCGCUUCACGCUGAGUUCGUCGCGAACGCGGGUGGACCGACGCUCAUCGGAGUCAUUGCGAGCACGUUUUGCUCAACGGCGGCUUGAUGAUAUCCUGGAAACGAGUGACAGCAACUAUGACGAGAACAAUCUCUUUGAUAAACAUCACGAUGAAAUGCCAAUCGAUGAAAUGUCCUUCUAUGGCAGUCACAGUCCACGAUCCAGGAGUCCGCAGCCUUGUCCGCCUAGCCCUAUCAUGGACAUUGCCUAUCUGCCGCCAGAAGGUAGUCCGCAACGCUUCACCGUCGUCCAUGAUACAGUUACUAUAGUGGAUAAUGAUCGACUCCGCGGUGAUUGUGCUUCUUUCCAAGAUGGCAAAUCGAGCGGUUUCCAGAAGUUCCAUUUCACCGAACCACGGCUACCCAAAUUACAAGACGAGAAAUCGCCACAAAAAAUGAUCCAACAUGAAUAUAAAAGUCGCGUUUCCCCGAAAAACAACUUCAGAAUAUUCAACAGUCUCAGCUCGACCUCCACGGAAUCCAUGGAGGACGACUAUAUGGAACUGUUUGAUAUGGAGGCUCUUGAGGACGUUUCGAAUUUCCCUACAAACAUGAACACAUUGAUCAGUGGAGACAUUAAAAACGUAAAAACCACUCCGGAAAUGAAGCGACCUGUUGUGCGACGAUGCUUAAGCUUGACCGACUCAAAUGAGAAACAUCGAACAAGAAAUGUCCUUUUUGAGCCCAAGACUCCUGAAAUCCUGAAGAAACUCGAUGAGAAUUCACCGCGACUAACACUAACCGGCGAACGUUGCUUCAAGCGACCCGAACCCCCCAGUACUAGCCCGAUCCAGAGUAAGCGCUACAAACCCGAUCUCGAUGAAAAAGAAAACUCCAUCAUCAACUCCCAGCAAUUUCUGCAGGAGCCUCCUAGGCCUGUUCUGCGAAAAUCCAUGUCACUGAACGAUGCUCAUAUUAUGACUGCGUUGGCACGAUCGUCGUCAGAGCCUGAUUUAAUUGGGGACUUUAGCAAGCCAUUCUGUCUGCCGUUAAUGGAUGGACGACAUCAGGAUUUGAAAUCGAUAUCAUGCGACACAAUGGCGAGAUUAAUUAAAGGAGAAUUUGCCGAUAGUGUUGCAUCGUUUAAGAUAAUAGAUUGCCGGUAUCCGUAUGAAUUUGAAGGUGGACACAUACGUGGAGCUCAUAAUCUCUAUACUCAUGAUCAGAUUCUUGAGGAACUGGUCAAUUGUAAGACUGAAGCACCGACUGUACAAGCUGAAGGACCAAAGAGACAUAUCCUAGUAUUUCAUUGUGAAUUUUCGUCAGAACGUGGACCGAAAUUAUCACGUUUCCUGCGAAGUAACGAUCGCCAACGCAAUACCAACGCCUAUCCUGCCCUUCACUAUCCUGAAAUCUAUCUCCUUCACGGAGGCUACAAAGAAUUCUUUGGAAAGUAUUCAGAAUUGUGUGAUCCGGUUGCCUACCGGCCAAUGCUCCACCCCUCCUACGUGGAUCACUACAAGCAAUGUCGUGCAAAAUCAAAAAGUUGGAGUGGCGACAUCAAAGCCUCGGCAUCAGCCAAUCGUUUCAUGAAGUCUCGGUCUCGCUUGGUUCUGUAAUCCAGCCCAAGUAUUUUCAACGAAAACUUGUCAGCGGCUACAAACACAAUAAAAAAACUGAAUAUUAGGAAAUAACUUAAAACAAAUUGAAUAUCAAUUAGCUAAGGAAGUGUAAAAAAAAUGGAAAUCAAUUUCAAGAAAAAAGAAAAAGAGAAAUCUGAAAUCUUUGAAAUGAUAUUUUUUAAGUAAAUUAUUAGUCAAAAAUUAACAAAAAAAAACAAACAAAAAAGAAUCCAAACCUGUGCAUUAUGUAGUAAAAAAAGGACAAAAUGUCUAAUCAAUUUAUAUAUAAAAAAAGGAAUAAUAUUGCAAAAAUGCUCCUUAACUUUGAACACGGAGAUUCUGAAAUUUCUCCACAAUCCCCCAGUUGAAUGCCAUACACAACCUGUAAAUAACCAAAAAUAAUACAAAUACGACAAAAAAAACGCUUUACACUCUCUUGAAAUACGCUUCAUUCAAGUUAACGGGCAUUUAUGUGUUAUAUUAUUAAUUGUAUCUUUAUUUAGUUAUCUUUUAUCUAAGAAGAAUGUAGAAAUAUUGAAAAGUUUCGCAUAAUAAUUAGCUCUAGACCAGAUCUUAUUUUCAAGAUCUUAAAAAAAUCGCUUAUAUAUAUAUUUUUUAUUUCCCUUUUAAUUAAAGAAAAAAAAACAAAAAAACAAAAAAAAACAUACAAAAAUAUAAAACAAAUACUGUCUUCUAGCCUUUUGAUUUGUUUGAGAAUUUUAUCCCGAAAUUUAUCCAGAUUGUUUCUCAAUGGAUUAGAAUUUUUUAUGUUUUAUGUUUCCAAAUUUAUAAAAAUAUAUUUUCCUGGACCUCCUUUAAAAAAAAAACAACCAAAAUUCACCAACAACUAAAAAAAACUAUGAAAUAUUUUUGAACCGAAUCCAAUACAAAGUAAAUUACAAAUAAAAUAUCUCAAAAUUCAAUCAAUCAAAGGUAGUGUGUAGUAUGUGUGUAAUCUGUGAUUUUUUUAGUCCACCGAAUUGAUCUACGUUAACUGUAAAUAAAAGACAUUUUAUUAUAAUUUUUAGAGCCCUAAGUCACACUGUACAUAAAAGAACACUCAGCACUUAAGAGAAACAAUGAUUACGAAUGAAAACAAAAGACAUUAAAUAUUCAAAAUAAAUCUAAUAUAAUUCCUA
Molecule: messenger RNA, 3475 nt
Organism: Hermetia illucens (black soldier fly)
Lineage: Eukaryota; Metazoa; Arthropoda; Insecta; Diptera; Stratiomyidae
Product: M-phase inducer phosphatase
Exons: 3
Coding region: 672-2333 (553 amino acids)
Biological process (GO): positive regulation of G2/MI transition of meiotic cell cycle; protein dephosphorylation; positive regulation of G2/M transition of mitotic cell cycle
Cellular component (GO): nucleus; cytoplasm
Molecular function (GO): protein tyrosine phosphatase activity
Source: RefSeq, a predicted model, not a curated record